Molecule: messenger RNA, 3595 nt
Organism: Otolemur garnettii (small-eared galago)
Lineage: Eukaryota; Metazoa; Chordata; Mammalia; Primates; Galagidae
Gene: PRKAR1A
Product: protein kinase cAMP-dependent type I regulatory subunit alpha
Exons: 11
Coding region: 171-1316 (381 amino acids)
Biological process (GO): regulation of protein phosphorylation
Cellular component (GO): cAMP-dependent protein kinase complex
Molecular function (GO): cAMP-dependent protein kinase regulator activity
Source: RefSeq, a predicted model, not a curated record
GUCAGCAGCCGAGUGCUGAUUGGCUGCGGCCAGCUCGUUUCCGGUGGAGCCGUCGCCGAGCCGCUAUCGCAGAGUGGUGCCGGGCUGGAAGCGAAGCGCUGAAAAAGCUCGGCACGACGCAGCCUCGCACCUGCACCCCCGUGUCCGCCGCCGCCAGUCCCCAGAGAACCAUGGCAUCUGGCAGCACUGCCGCUGGUGAGGAGGAGCGCAGCCUCCGGGAAUGUGAGCUCUAUGUCCAGAAGCACAACAUUCAGGCACUCCUCAAGGAUUCUAUUGUGCAGCUGUGCACCGUCCGACCUGAGAGACCGAUGGCAUUCCUCAGGGAAUACUUUGAGAAGUUGGAGAAGGAGGAGGCAAAACAGAUUCAAAAUGUGCAGAAAGCAGGCACUCGGACAGACUCGAGGGAAGAUGAGAUCUCCCCUCCGCCACCCAACCCAGUGGUUAAGGGUCGGAGGCGACGAGGCGCUAUCAGCGCUGAAGUCUACACAGAGGAAGAUGCUGCUUCAUAUGUUAGAAAGGUUAUACCAAAAGAUUAUAAGACAAUGGCCGCUUUAGCCAAAGCCAUUGAAAAAAAUGUGCUGUUUUCACAUCUCGAUGAUAAUGAGAGAAGUGAUAUUUUUGAUGCCAUGUUUCCAGUCUCCUUCAUUGCAGGAGAAACCGUUAUUCAGCAAGGUGAUGAAGGGGAUAACUUCUAUGUGAUUGAUCAAGGAGAGAUGGAUGUGUAUGUCAACAAUGAGUGGGCAACCAGCGUCGGGGAAGGAGGGAGCUUUGGAGAACUUGCUUUGAUUUAUGGAACCCCUAGAGCAGCCACUGUCAAAGCAAAGACCAAUGUGAAAUUGUGGGGUAUUGACCGAGACAGCUAUCGAAGAAUCCUCAUGGGAAGCACACUGAGGAAGCGGAAGAUGUAUGAGGAGUUCCUUAGUAAAGUGUCUAUUUUAGAAUCCUUGGAUAAGUGGGAACGUCUUACAGUAGCUGAUGCAUUGGAACCAGUCCAGUUUGAAGAUGGGCAGAAGAUUGUGGUGCAAGGAGAACCAGGGGAUGAGUUCUUCAUUAUUUUAGAGGGCUCAGCUGCUGUGCUACAACGUCGUUCAGAAAAUGAAGAGUUUGUUGAAGUGGGAAGAUUGGGGCCUUCUGAUUAUUUUGGUGAAAUCGCACUACUGAUGAAUCGUCCUCGAGCUGCCACGGUGGUUGCGCGUGGCCCCUUGAAAUGUGUUAAGCUGGACCGACCUAGAUUUGAACGUGUUCUUGGCCCAUGCUCAGAUAUCCUCAAACGAAACAUCCAGCAGUACAACAGUUUCGUGUCACUGUCUGUUUGAAAUCUGCCUCCUGUGCCUCCCUUUCUCCUCUCCCUGAUCCAUGCUUCACUCAUGCAGACUGCUUUACUUUCCCUAUUUGCAGCGCCAAGUGGCCACUGGCAUCGCAGCUUCUUGUCUGUUUAUAUUAAAAGUUGCUUUUAUUGCACCAUUUUUAAUUUGGAGCAUUAACUGAAUGCUCAUACACAGUUAAAUAAAUAGAAAGAGUUCUAUGGAGACUUUGCUGUUACUGCUUCUCUUUGUGCAGUGUUAGUAUUCCACCUGGGCAGUGAGUGCCAUGCUUUUUGGUGAGGGCAGAUCCAGCACCAAGUGAAUUACCAUAAGUAAUGAUGUAACCAUGCAAGAUUUUUUUUUUUAAGUGACAUAAUUUUCCAGUUAUGAGCUUUUUUAGACUGUGGCCAUAUAUACUGUAUUUCUUUAUAAAAUAAAUGAUUUCUCAUGAAGCUCUAAGGAUUAGGAAAAAUGGACGUAGAAAAAAAUCCUAGUUUAGUAGAAAGGUAUGUGAUUAAACUAGUUUUAGGGUUGAAAAAUGCCCAUUUUGCUAAUUAGCAGAUGGAUAGAUCAGUUUUUUCUUUUUUACCAGAAUUUUUGUUUGCCAAGCUAAUUUGACUGGUUUUGUUUAUAUCUUAUUAAUGUUUCCUCUCCAAUUCUGGAAUAUUUUAGGUGUGGCUAUCUAUACUUGCCUUUUGAAUUUGAAACCGAAUCAUAGGUUAUAAAUAUUGGGUUAUGGUUUAAUUGCAUCUGCCCCAGCUCAUAAAUUCUGAUUAGACCUUAUCCAGCUAGUGCCAAAUACUGAUCAUAAGAUGCUGAAUUAAGAAUAAGAAUUUGAGGUCUAUACCCUUGAUUGUUAAUGUAGAACUUUUGGUUAAUGUACAACUUUAGUUGACUCCAGUAUAAUCUCCUAUGCUUAUUAAACUCUGAUUCCAGGAAACUGGAUUUGCUGAGACUAGGUACAAUGGGGGAAAUGUCAUAACAGAGAAGUGAAGGUGAUUUUGCUGAAGGGAGAAAUGCCAGGUAGACAAAGUUCAGUGUUAGGAAUUUUCCUGACUAAAUUCAUUGGAACAUGAGCUUUGGGAAGAAAUUUUUUACUUUGGUUUAGCCUUUUUUUCCCUCCUUAUGUCAACUACAAUUUCUGGUGGGUUAGGGAUGGGGUAGGAUGUAUCUGUGUUGUUUCAGAUUGGUCUAAGAGGCCAUCCUGCUGAGAGUCCUGCUUUCCUUGCUAGCAUUUAUUUCUCUGGAAAACUUUUUUAAAAGUAAACUUGUGUUUUGAGUCUUAACUGUUAUUUCAGUAUUUUCCAGCCUUAUGUGUUACAUUAUUCCAAUGAAACCCAAUGGUUUAUUUUUAUUAUUGUUAUUUUUUUAAACAAAAUUUCACAGUUCUGUUAAUGUAGGCACUUUUAUUUUUAUUGUGAUUUAUAUAUAAGGUAGGGUUAUAUUUGGGAGUGACUUGCAAGCAUUUUCCAUCUGUGUGCAACUGGCUCUGAUUAUUGAUCCCCUCUCUUACUGUUUCCCAACUAAUUUAAAUUGGUCAUGGUAGAUUUUUUUCAUAGAUUUGAAAAGCUUUUAGGGUGUUACUAAGUUUGGAGUAUAAAUCUGGGGAAGGAGGUUUUAUUUACAUUUUAGUAUGGGAUGGAAAGCCACUUUGUUACAAUAUGUCCAAAAAAUUCUAUAUUGAAUGAGGGUUUUCUGAUCUAUACUUUGUGUUUAGCUACCUUUUUAUAUUUAAAAAAUUAAAAUAAAAAUUAUGUUCUGAUAAGCUUAAAGCUUGAUUUGAUCUUUGUUUAAAUGCCAAAAAUGUACUUAAAUGAAUUAUUUAGAAUGCCAUAAAAUUGCACAGUUUCAUAUAUGUAUAUAAUCAUGUUCUUGUACAUUCAGAUACAUAUGAUGCUUUCUAAAUGAGUUUACUCAAAUGAUUUGGCUUGCUGUUUACUCCCUUUUGUAGUUUUUAAAUCUAAGACAUUUUAAGAUAAGUCUAAAUUUAAAAAUUACCACCUUUAAAGCUUUAUCUUUGUGCUAUCUAAGUAUAUGUGAGAAAUUACAAUUGGCAUAAUUUGUCUAAGUUGAUAUUCAGGGCUUUAGAAUUCAUUGUUUCUGGGCUUGGUAAGUGAAUUCAUGAGAUGUGCUCCAGAAAGUAUAGAUGGCCAAAGGACCAUUUUGUAUUCUUUCCAGGUUCCCAGUCUGAUUAUACUGUGUGUGCUAAUAUACUCUAUUCUUUUUGUUAUAGAUUGUCUUAACGGUAGGUCAAGUAAUAAAAAAGAGAUGACAUAAUUUACAUUUUUAAA